This is a messenger RNA of Hyposmocoma kahamanoa, 2650 nucleotides long. Its product is annotated as probable ATP-dependent RNA helicase DDX23. Gene Ontology annotation, molecular function: ATP binding; RNA helicase activity; RNA binding. Gene Ontology annotation, biological process: mRNA splicing, via spliceosome. Gene Ontology annotation, cellular component: catalytic step 2 spliceosome. The transcript has a single exon. Lineage: Eukaryota; Metazoa; Arthropoda; Insecta; Lepidoptera; Cosmopterigidae. The record is from RefSeq and is a predicted model, not a curated record. Bases 76 to 2601 code for a protein of 841 amino acids.
AAAUGUCAUAUAAGUUAUGAAAUAUCAACGAUAUCUAUGAAUAUCCUGUAAGUUCUUUCAUUUACUUUAUAAAUAAUGGUGCGUGAACGUAGCCCUGAUCGACGACGGUCCCGUUCUAGAGACAGACACGAACGCAACCGCCAUGACGACCGUGAAUCACAUCGGGACAAAACCAAGCGCAGAGAGCGUUCCCGAAGCCCUAGAAAAGAAAGAGACAGGUCUAGAAGCCCUAGUAAGAAAGACAAAGAUAGAUCUAGGAGUCCUAGGAAAGAAAGGGACAGAUCGCGUAGUCCUAUUAAAAAAGACCGUGAACGCUCUAGAAGUCCACGAAAAGAGCGCGGCCGGUCACGGAGUCCUAAGAAAAGGGACUUCAAAGAUAAAGACAGACGUGAAGAUAAAGACAAAAAUAAACCGAAAAGGGAAGAAGAAAAUGAUGAAGUACAGGAAGUGGAAAUGGAAGAGGAACAGAAGCCUAUGAAACGUGAACCACUGUCAUUGGAAGAGUUACUGGCUAAAAAAAAAGCCGAGGAGGAAGCCAGGAGCAAACCUGUAUUCCUCACUAAGGAGCAAAGAGCUCAGCUUGCUCUGGAAAGGCGAAGGGAGCAAGUUGAAGCAAUGAGAGCCCAUGUUGAGCGCCCUACUAUAACCACCAUAGACCUCACUGGACCCUCUAAAAGAGAUGAUGAUAAAAAGUACAAAGAAGACAGGGAACGUGAAAAGGAGAGGGAACGUGAUAGGGAGAGAGAACGUGAAAAGGAGAGGGAAAGAGAACGAGAUAGAGACAGAAAAUAUGACGAUCGAAAGUCUGGAAGUGACAGAAGGGAUGAAAAAAGAGAUAAGAAUGACGAUCUUGCUACAGUAAAAGACAAGGAACGUGAAGAAGAAGCCAUCAAAGCUCGCUAUCUUGGCAUUGUAAAGAAGAAACGAAGAGUCCGAAGGCUUAAUGACAGGAAAUUUGUAUUUGAUUGGGAUGCUUCUGAAGACACUUCAAAUGAUUACAAUGCCUUGUACAAAGAGCGCCAUCAAGUACAAUUUUUUGGUAGAGGCCACAUUGCUGGCAUUGACAUUAAAGCACAAAAGAAAGAUCACUGCAAAUUCUAUGGAAACUUAUUGGAAAAACGAAGGACAGAAUUGGAGAAAGAACAAGAGAAGUUACGUCUUAAGAAAGUUAAGAAGAAGGAAGAUAAGCAGAAGUGGGAUGACCGACAUUGGUCAGAAAAGGAUCAUGAUGAAAUGACUGAAAGAGAUUGGCGAAUCUUUAGAGAAGAUUACAAUAUUACCAUCAAAGGAGGAAAGAUUCCGAAUCCCAUCCGUUCAUGGAAGGAAGUUAGCUUCCAUCCUGAUAUCAUGGAUAUAAUCAACAAAGUUGGCUAUAAAAGUCCAACCCCCAUUCAAAGACAAGCAAUACCCAUUGGCUUACAAAACAGAGAUAUCAUUGGUGUUGCAGAAACUGGUUCUGGUAAAACCUUGGCUUUCCUUAUUCCUUUACUUACUUGGAUUCAGUCUCUACCUAAGAAUGAGCGUAUGGAGGAUGCUGAUCAAGGUCCUUACGCCAUCAUCUUGGCGCCAACUCGUGAAUUGGCACAACAAAUUGAAGAGGAAACUAAUAAAUUUGGUAUCCCAUUAGGCAUCACAUCUGUUGUUGUAGUGGGAGGUCUCUCGCGCGAAGAUCAGGGCUUUAAACUGAGAUUGGGCUGUGAGAUUGUCAUUGCUACACCAGGUCGUCUUAUAGAUGUCUUAGAAAAUCGAUAUUUAGUACUGAACCGUUGCACUUAUGUAGUACUUGAUGAGGCUGACCGCAUGAUUGAUAUGGGUUUUGAGCCUGAUGUCCAGAAAAUUCUUGAAUAUAUGCCAGUUUCAAAUAUCAAACCCGACACAGAUGAAGCAGAAGAUGCUAAUGUUUUAUUGGCGAAUUAUAAUUCAAAGAAGAAGUACAGACAAACUGUGAUGUUUACAGCAACUAUGCCACCUGCUGUAGAGCGUUUAGCGAGAACUUAUCUCCGUAGGCCGUCUAUUGUGUACAUUGGAUCUGUUGGUAAACCUGUUGACAGAACUGAACAGGUGGUCUUCAUGAUAGGUGAGAAUGAGAAACGAAGAAAACUCACUGAAAUACUGCAACGUGGAGUUGAACCACCAAUUAUUAUCUUUGUCAACCAAAAGAAAGGCGCAGAUGUGCUUGCCAAAGGUCUUGAGAAGCUUGGUUUCAAUGCUUGCACGUUGCAUGGUGGUAAAGGACAGGAGCAGCGUGACUUUGCCUUGGCAAGUCUCAAAAAUGGUUCAAAAGAUAUACUGGUGGCGACAGAUGUCGCAGGUCGUGGUAUCGAUAUCAAGGAUGUCAGUAUGGUUAUUAAUUAUGACAUGGCGAAAACAAUUGAAGACUAUACGCAUCGUAUUGGUCGUACCGGCCGUGCAGGCAAGACAGGCAAAGCCGUAUCAUUCGUAACUAAGGAGGAUUCUGCACUCUUUUAUGAUUUGAAGCAAGUGUUACUCGCAAGUUCAGUCUCAACUUGUCCUCCAGAGCUAAUGAACCAUCCAGAGGCGCAGCAUAAGCCUGGUACAGUAGUCACUAAGAAACGAAGGGAGGAAAUGAUAUUUGCUUAGCUUUUAAGUGUAAACAUAUGCAAAUGAAUAUUGAAACAUUAGGAAAUAA